AAUUGCAGGUGAAAACUUGUAUGUCAUGCAUCUAAUAAACAUCGCUUCAUAAUUUCAUUCCGUAGUGCCAAUAGAUUGAUGCGAUGUUGAGUGUUAAAGAAAGACUUUAGUUAAAAUUUAGUUUGUCUUCCAGCUCAAUCUUCCUAGUGAAUCAAGGUGACGGUGAUGAAUCAUUCAAAGGUUUCCUAUUCCUGAUAUUCAUUAGUUACUGGUCGGAAAAAGUCUACCUGAUUGAUUUUCAUGUCAGAUAUUCUACGCGUUCAUGGCUGACACCUCAGAAUCAGAGGUAGAAGACGACAACCUGCCAAACACUCCUGGUCAAGCUCUUCUGAAAGCCUGCAAAGACGGUCAGCUGGACGUUGUAAAACAACUGCUCAAGAGUGACGUCACUGCCGUGAAUGCUGCCGACGCAGACGGCUACACUCCCUUGCACCGCGCUGCGUAUAACAACCACAGCAUCAUCCUCAAGUUACUGCUGCACUACGGGGCGCGUGUAGACGCCGUGACGGUAGACGGGCGCUCCGCCCUACACUCGGCCUGUCACUGGGGGAGCCUGGAGUGCGUACGGCCGCUGGUGCGAGCACACGCUGACAUCAACGCCCAGACCUCGGGGGGGCAGACGCCCCUACACCUCGCCGCUGCCAACGUCCGCGCAGGUCGCACGCUGAAAUAUCUGCUCCGGCAGCCGCGGCUCAAGAAGGACAUCGUGAACGCGCUGGGGGAGACCGCCCGGGACCUCGCCCUGCGCUGCGGCCCUUACGCCCCCUUGUUCGACAGCGUCAAGCAGAAGCCCUUAGUGGAGGACUGCAGUGAUACACCUGCAGCGAUACAUCUCGAGGACUCAUCUGCCGACCUUGAGAACCCUUCUUCAGACCUUAAGAUCCAAUUUUCAGACCUUAAGAACCCUUCUUCAGACCUUCAGAACCCUUCUUCAAACCUUCAGAACCCUUCUUCAGAUAUUAAAAACCCUUCUUCAGACAUUAAGAACCCUUCUUCAGACCUUAAGAACCCUUCUUCAGACUUUAAAAACCCUUCUUCAGACCUUAAGAACUCGUCAGGUAUUAAGGAUUUUUCUUCGGACCUCAAGGACUCUUCGGCUGAACUUAGGAACCCUUCUGCAGGCAUUAAAGAUCCUUCCCUUGGUGAAAUUUCUCCUGCUAUUAGUGAUCCUUCAGCUGCCCUUGCAGACUCUCUUCCAGCUCGUGAUGUCACUGCUGCAGACACGUGUCCAGACAACCUGAUAACUGCCUGCGUUGAUGAAACAAGAAUAACUGAUAGUUGAUUGUGG
Hyalella azteca is the source of this 1288-nucleotide messenger RNA. Its product is annotated as ankyrin repeat domain-containing protein 49-like. The transcript has 4 exons. Lineage: Eukaryota; Metazoa; Arthropoda; Malacostraca; Amphipoda; Hyalellidae. The record is from RefSeq and is a predicted model, not a curated record. Gene Ontology annotation, molecular function: protein binding. Bases 263 to 1282 code for a protein of 339 amino acids.